Messenger RNA from Silurus meridionalis, 3318 nucleotides. RefSeq names its product transmembrane protein 63Ba (gene tmem63ba). Gene Ontology annotation, cellular component: plasma membrane. The record is from RefSeq and is a predicted model, not a curated record. Bases 182 to 2758 code for a protein of 858 amino acids. Lineage: Eukaryota; Metazoa; Chordata; Actinopteri; Siluriformes; Siluridae. Gene Ontology annotation, molecular function: nucleic acid binding; calcium-activated cation channel activity. The transcript is spliced from 26 exons.
UGGUGCUUUUGAUCGUGUGUCCUGUUACUGAGACGCGUCCUGGUCCCUCACUGACCUGAAGGAUCCCACAGACUCCCGGCUCAUUCCCGGAGUGUUAGCAUCGCUGCUAACUCUGUGACUGGCUUCCAUCAGCACACUGAGAUUCAGAAUGCAGCUGUGGUAAAGGCUUGACUUUUGCAAGAUGCUGGUGCUGUUUGUGCUGAUGAUGGUUGCACUAUGCGAGAGUCAGGCCUGCUCAGGCUCGGGAAACUGCUCGCAGUUUAUCAACGCCUCCAAGGACUGGUGCUAUACAGCGAGAAUCCGCAGCACUGUGCUGCAGGGACUUCCGUUCGGAGGAGUUCCCACCGUCCUCGCCCUCGACUUCAUGUUCUUCCUGGGGCUGCUUUUUGUGUUUUCUUUCCUGAGGAAAGUAGCGUGGGAUUAUGGGCGCCUGGCGCUGGUCUCGGAUGCAGACAGGCAGGAUCAGCGAUACCGGCGUCUGGACGAGAGAGAAUACAUGCGUUUUGUGGACUUGGCAAAUGCACCGAAUGCCUCUCAGAGUCAGGCUGCUUGCAGGGAGAGCGUGGCCUCGGCAUUGCAGACGCCGGUCGAUUCCCGUUACGAACGAUUGACUUCGGUUUCCAGUUCCAUCGACUUUGACCAAAGAGACAGCGGUUUCUGUUCUUGGCUAACAGCCAUCUUCAGGAUCAAAGAUGAUGAGAUCAGGGAGAAAUGUGGUGAGGAUGCAGUGCACUACCUCUCAUUCCAACGCCACAUCAUAGGUCUGCUGGUGGUGGUGGGCGUGCUGUCAGUGGGGAUUAUCCUGCCAGUCAACUUCUCAGGAGACCUUCUGGCAACCAUCUUUUCUGAUCAUAAUGCAUACAGUUUUGGAAGAACAACAAUAGCCAACUUAAACUCCGGGAACAACUUGCUAUGGCUGCACACUAUCUUUGCAUUCCUUUACCUGUUAUUUACAGUCUACAGCAUGAGGCGACACACCUCCAAGAUGCACUACAAGGAGGAUGAUUUGGUGAAACGCACUUUAUUUAUUCAUGGCAUUAACAGAUAUGCAGAAGAAAGUCAGAUUAAGCUGCACUUUGAGCAAGCGUAUGAAAACUGUAUUGUGCUUGAAGCUCGCAUUUGUUAUGAUGUGGCCAAACUCAUGGCUCUGGACUCUGAAAGAAAGAAGACGGAACGCAGCAGGAAGUUCUACACUGACUUAUUUAACAAGGAACACAUACACACUAUGAUCAACCCCAAACCAUGUGGCCACCUCUGCUGCUGCAUCAUAAAGGGCUGUGAGCAGAGGGAAGCAAUUAACUACUACACUGAACUGGAGGCCAAACUGAGAGAGGAUUAUAAGAAGGAGAGAGAGAAGGUCAGCACUAAGCCACUGGACAUGGCCUUCGUCACCUUCCAGAAUGAAGCCAUGACUGCACUGAUUCUCAAGGACUUUAACGCGUGUAAGUUUCAUGGCUGUCAGUGUCGCCGCGAGCCCAAAUCCUCACCGUUCAGCAGCAUCCUACAUACACACAACUGGUCAGUCUCCUACGCUCCUGAUCCACAGAACGUCUACUGGGAGCACUUAUCCAUAGGUGGUGCAUACUGGUGGCUACGCUGCUUAAUCAUCAACUGUUUUCUCUUCAUUCUGCUCUUCUUUCUCACCACUCCCGCCAUCAUCAUAUCCACCAUGGACAAGUUUAACGUUACAAAGCCAGUGGAGUACCUGAACAAUCCCAUAAUCACCCAGUUCUUCCCCACUCUGCUCUUGUGGAGCUUCUCGGCCCUGCUGCCCACCAUCGUGUACUACUCUGCUUUCUUUGAGGCACACUGGACACGUUCCGGGGAGAACAGAACCACAAUGCACAAGUGCUACACCUUCCUCAUCUUUAUGGUCCUGCUACUGCCAUCUCUGGGCCUCAGCAGUUUGGAUGUGUUUUUUCGCUGGCUCUUUGACAAGAUGUUCCUGGCCAACGCUACAGUGAGAUUCGAGUGUGUAUUUCUUCCAGACAACGGGGCUUUCUUUGUUAACUAUGUCAUUGCCUCUGCCUUUAUUGGUAAUGCCAUGGAUCUGUUGCGCAUUCCGGGUCUGCUCAUGUACAUGAUACGCCUGUGCCUGGCUCGCUCUGCAGCCGAGAGACGCAACGUUAAAAAGCAUCAAGCGUACGAGUUCCAGUUUGGCGCAGCGUAUGCCUGGCUGAUGAACGUCUUCACCGUAGUCAUGACUUACAGCAUCACCUGUCCGAUCAUCGUUCCCUUCGGUUUGAUGUACAUGUUAUUAAAGCACCUAGUGGACAGGUAUAAUAUGUACUAUGCCUACCUGCCGUCCAAACUGGAUAAGAAGAUCCACUCUGGAGCUGUGAACCAGGUGGUGGCUGCACCCAUCCUGUGCCUCUUUUGGUUGCUCUUCUUCUCCACUGUACGCACAGGGUUCCUUGCUGCCACCUCAAUGUUUACAUUUGUGGUUCUGAUCAUCACCAUUAUAGUUUGCGUAUCUCACGUUGUCUUCGGACAUUUUAAGUACCUGAGCGCACACAAUUACAAGGUUGACUCUCAUGACGUGGAUGCAGCAGAGAAUGGACAGCUGCCUGGAACCUCCCCACCCACCAAAUCUGCGCAGAUGUACAUUGCGCAGGUUCUGCAGGAGCAGAGCCUGGACGAGACAGGUUCCGGGAGCGGUUCACUUCAAGAUGAUGAGCUCAUUGCAGGUUCUGUUGUCAAUGAAGGGGAUUUCCAGUCAGGAGAGGACAGUCUCAUUGACAACGAGGUGCACCAGUGAGGCGCACUCCGGUUAAAAAACAGAGCUAAACAGACUGCAAUUAGAACAAAAGACAACACGGUGUACUAAGAUUGGAUAAAGCUGUGCUCCAGGACCCUUACUCUGUCCACACCGGGGGAUUGGGUCACACUUGGACAUGUUCCUUUCUUUGGGCUUGGAGGGCAGCUUGCAAACACUAACAAGGCUCGACUAUUUCCUUUCUUACUUGACAUGGAGGAAACCACUUCUGCUACUACACACUAACUUAUAACUCAUCAAGUUCACCCAGGGGCUCGUGGCACUAGUCAUUAGUUUGUUCACAUCAUGUACGACUGGCUCACCAUCACCCAAAUCUCCUUCGGAUGGAGGAAUCUAUAGUGAUUGCAGAUCCAUUUAUAGAUAAUAUUUUGAGGGUUUUGCUUUGGGAGAAAUCCUGAUGAUCACGGUAUUUAUGUAGUAUGUACCUGUUUUGUGUUACAAGUCUAACGUUUUCAAUCAGUAGACUCAUGUGUUCAUAAAUAUAAACUGUUCUCUAAGGUUUGUAUUUAACUGAAUACACUCCAACUGGCUGUCUUAGGAAA